Messenger RNA from Perkinsus marinus ATCC 50983, 711 nucleotides. RefSeq lists its product as hypothetical. Bases 1 to 711 code for a protein of 236 amino acids. The record is from RefSeq and is a predicted model, not a curated record. NCBI's taxonomy places the organism in Eukaryota, Perkinsozoa, Perkinsida, Perkinsidae. The transcript has 6 exons.
AUGUCUGCCUAUCGGGAGCAGUACCAACCGCUGCCCUUGCACGGAGCAGUCGUAAAUAGAGAGCUAGCGAAGACCUUCCGUCCUGCGUCGAGUCCAGCUGGAGGGCCUAGCCCCAAACAGAAUGGAAGGAGUAGAUACUCUGACGACUACGUAGUGUAUCCUGGAGCUCGAAAGGAGGCAAUGCUGAAGCCAGCUGUGCAAACACAUAUCGAUCGAGAGGCCUAUCUUUUGUAUAAGCAGCCGAUUUCGCAUGAGUUCUAUCCUGACUGGCAAAGGGACUCUGGAGGGAUGGAGUGCGUGGGGAAGAGGUGUAAGCCGCCAUUGCCGAAGCCUACUACCAGCACCAUGGGCUUUCAUUUUAAUGCUCGGACGAGAUAUAGUGAGGACUACCCAGUCGGCUCAGGAGCUGACUCGGUGUUGGCGAUAGAGGGUAGGAAGAGCUGUAAGGUGCUCCUGGAGCAUGGCAGCUACGCUGAGGAUAAUAGUAGUAGAAUUCAAGGAAAUGCGGUACCCAAUAGAGUGAGGGACUUCAUCAAUAGAGAGAAGCUCCAUCGAGGGAAGAUACUAUUGGAAAACUCGAGGCUCAGGGUACCGUCCAUAGUGAGGAUUCUACGUGGAGAAGCGAAAUCUCGUAUGGUGGAUGCUCGGCCGUGGACGUCUGCUGGAGUUGUCUUCACUGGCGUUGGGUCUGCUGGUAGAACUGGGAAGUAG